AUGGGCCACAUUUACUCAGAUUGGGUCACCGGCAUAGCUGUGGUGCUGGCACUGCUACUGGGGUUGGUGCCCGAGGAAGAUGUAGUGACUGUUGACAAGAUGCCUGCAAUGGUCGAGACCAACGAAGUUCGGCUGCUGUCCCCAGCGAUGUACCUGGAACAGGAACGCGGUCCAGUUGGCCUCCAUGGCUGCGGCGGCCGACCCCCCUCCUCCCCACUCCCCCCGCUCGGGGAGCCUCCUCAGCCGGAGGAGGCGACAACAAAGCGGCGGCGGCGGCGGCGGCGGCAACGGCAGCGGCGGCUCCUCAACAUGGCAGCGCCGAGCGCGGCCACUUCCGGUAACCUCCGGGACGCACCACCGCGGCGGCGAGCGCGGGCGGGGGGGGAGCCCCGGCCCGGCCGCCGCCGCCCCCAGUCGCCCGGACCCCCUCUGGGCGUCUCCGCUGCCGGCUCUCCGCCUCGGAGCUCAGCCAGUGCCCGCUGGCGGUGGGGUCAGGGCCCCCGCGGGGGGGCUGGGGUGGGGCCCGGGGCGGGGAUGGGGCGCGGCGUCCCCCCCCGCGGGGGUGUGUGGUGCUGCGGUCCGUGGCUCAGGCAGCUGUAGCAGGGGGAGCUCAGGAGAGAAGAUGGAGGACGCCAGGGUCUGGCGCUGGCCCGCUGGGCACAGCUGGGCCGUCUCCCGUGAUUCAGACACGGUGUCCAGCACCGUCGCGUCCCUGUUAGACCCUCAGCGGAGGGCACCGGCCACAGCGGACACCCGGCUCUUCAAUCGCUCAUGCACAGCAUGGUCACCACCUCCAAAUUGGGGGAAGCCCUUUCGACUUCGAGUGUC
This is a messenger RNA of Piliocolobus tephrosceles (Ugandan red Colobus), 828 nucleotides long. Its product is annotated as translation initiation factor IF-2-like. The record is from RefSeq and is a predicted model, not a curated record. The transcript is spliced from 3 exons. Lineage: Eukaryota; Metazoa; Chordata; Mammalia; Primates; Cercopithecidae. Bases 1 to 600 code for a protein of 199 amino acids.